AUGAGUCACGAACUUAUCGUACCUGUAGCCCAGGAUGUUGCCCACGCUCGCUCCCUCGCAAUAACAGGAGAUCGUGAGACGGCUGUGUACACCGCACACGAACGUCUAGAGGAUGAUUUGGCAAAGUUACCAGUUGUCAUGGCUGAGACGAAAAAACACUCAUACUCUGGUGUGGAUCCAUGGGUAGCCGUCUCGACAACUAUUGAGUCCAUUUGCCAGGAGGUGGAGCUUUGUCUGCAGCUCUUCAGUACUGGAGUGAAAAUGCAGAGAUUCAAAGGACUCCGCACUGUUUCAACUCUUUACAACCAACAGAACUGCCCUGCAGAUCGUUUACGUUGUUUUUUUGACAUAGUACAUGCAGCCUUCACCGUUGAUGGUACCAAGGUGCCGAUGUCAGCUGUUGUGUUAUAUAAAUUUACACAGACUGUUAGGAUUUUCGAUGUAAACCAAGCUGUCAUUUGGUUAAAGUUGGGAAUUAACAAUAUGCUUGAAGCCAGAAGUAUAUUAGAUUCUUCUGAAGAUUCUUCCUCAUCAACACAUAUGAGACUAGUUCAGAUUUCAGUUUUUGUAAAUGAAAAGAAUGCAAUCCAACGUAUGAAGGAAAAGGGCAAAAAUUCUCUUAUGGUAUCAAUGUUAACUUUAUUAAUAAAAUGUGGCGCUGAGACAGGACAGGCAGUGACGGAAGUGCAGGAAAGAAAAAGUGAACUUGGUGAAUUUAUGAAAGAUGAUGUCUUUGAAUCUUUGAUUCAGUUUGAGAGUUCCUACACUAAGAGGAUGAAUGGAAAAAAAGAGCGAAUACGAGAAAAAAAAGAUAAGCGUAUUGGAAAAGGGGAAAUUAAAAAAAAAGAAGAUGUAAAGACUUCAAUUUCUACAAAUACUAGCACUGUAUCACGUAAUAAUGAUCCAUCACGUGUAGAGUUUUCACAUCGUUUCCUUCAAUAUUUGCUUCGUGGUGGGUGGAGACAACAUCCUACUAAAGCUAUUGUUGCCCUUCUCGCUUUUAUUUUAAUCUGUGUUUUGGCGAAACGCACAAUAUCCGGCCUGUUAUCUGCUUUGAAGAACAUCAAAAGUUCGUCCUAUGGUGGGAGGAAAACCCUUACUCUUUGA
Molecule: messenger RNA, 1107 nt
Organism: Trypanosoma theileri
Lineage: Eukaryota; Euglenozoa; Kinetoplastea; Trypanosomatida; Trypanosomatidae
Exons: 1
Coding region: 1-1107 (368 amino acids)
Source: RefSeq, a predicted model, not a curated record